ACUAUUGGUCAAAGUGACAGGUCACUAAAUUAAAUUAGAAACUGUGUGUUUUUUUCCUGAUAGCAGCAAGUAUUCCUUGGCAACAAAUACAUAUACAACUACAUUCUGAAAUUGAGCUUUUACAUAUGAUAUUUGAAAACUACAUAUGUUUCUAAUUGUUUGUAAUGCUUUAUAUUAGUAAAUAUCAUCAAAAACAAUUUAACCUAUAGUUUUCUAGGUUUUAACAAUAAACGAUAGUUGUAAUGUUUCUACAACUUUGAUUGUAUACAAAAAUAGAUGAAUUGGUCAUUUUAAGUAACUUAAGUAUCUAUCAAAUAUGGCAAAUACAAAAUUACGAAUACUUGCUAUUCAUGGAUAUGCUCAAUCAGAUACUAUUUUUUAUACAAAAUUAGGAUCUUUGAGGAAAGGUUUCAAAAAAGAAGUCGAAUUUACGUUUCUGCGAGCCCCACACAAUGUUCCAAUGAAAAGUAAUUUUGGCAUUGAUGAAUCAGAAGAAGGGUAUGGGUGGUGGUUUAAUACAGAAGAUCAUAUAUUUAAAGCAAUUAUACCAAGUCAGUUAUGUGUAGGUUUUGAAGAUAGUAUAGAUUUAAUAAAAAAAGUAUUUCAAAAGUCUGGACCAUUUGAUGGUAUUUUAGGAUUCUCACAAGGAGGAGCAUUUGCUACUAUACUUACUAUGCAAAAAGAAAUUUAAAUAAAAGUUAUUUAUUUUUCAGUACUGGAA
Megalopta genalis is the source of this 721-nucleotide messenger RNA. Lineage: Eukaryota; Metazoa; Arthropoda; Insecta; Hymenoptera; Halictidae. The record is from RefSeq and is a predicted model, not a curated record.